AUGCAAGCAACCAAGCCGUCGCGAGCAUGUCAAGUUGUCAGUUCGGAUCAUGCGGCAAUGUUCAAGGUGUCUUGCCGAGAAGUCCUUCAAGGAAUAGUACCCCCACAUGGUGUAAGAUGCGUGCGAAAAGAACGUUACAAGCGUGAUCGGGUACAAGUUCUUCCCAUCCAGUUUCUAGGAGCGAGGAGAUCAACACAGCAAAGCAAGGGACAACACUACAUCUCAAUGCUGGGCGUCGACAUUACAUAUUCAUCUGGUAGUCGCGUGUUCUUCACGCUUGUCACCAUCCUCCCUGCCUGCGCGGCUCAAAUCCUCAGUUACGUUAUCAAUAUUGGCAUCCGCCCUCGCUGUUCCAACGUAAGCUUCUCCCAUCCUAAUGCGACACUUGGCGCGUGUCUCUCCUCCUCACGUGGAAACUUGUUCGCGAAUACCCUAUAUGCAAUCGGAGACGAAUCAUUAACUUUCGGCAGCGAGAAGCGAGAUGUAGACUUUAAAUGGGGCACAGACAUGAUCCGUGGAGUGAAUAUUGGCGGCUGGCUGGUCUUGGAGCCCUGGAUCACACCUUCCAUUUUCGAUAAUGCAAACCGCAAUCGCCCACAAAAAGAUAUUGUGGAUGAAUACACGCUUGCCGAGAAGUUGGGCCCUGAUGCCGCACUCGCGGUUCUCCGCAAACACUGGGAUACAUUCGUCACGUGGCAGGAUUUCAACAAGAUUAAGCAGGCUGGUUUCAACAUUGUUCGCAUACCAAUUGGUUACUGGGCGUAUGACACGUUGGACUCGCCAUACAUCACGGGUGCUGCUGUCUACAUCGACGCUGCGGUGGAUUGGGCACGGCUGUUAGGACUUAAGAUCGUGAUUGACCUUCACGGUGCACCGGGCUCGCAGAACGGAUACGACAACUCGGGUCAACGGCUAGAUGUUCCCACAUGGCAGACUGGCGAUACAGUCAAGCAAACUCUACAAGUCCUUAAGACCAUCUCCGACAAAUAUGCACAACCCAGCUUCCAAGAUGUGGUCGUUGGUAUCCAAAUAUUGAACGAGCCAGCGCAGUAUUGGGAAGACAAGAUCAAAUUGGAUGUCACCAAACAGUUCUACCGGGAUGGCUACGGCCAGGUGCGCGAAGUCUCGGACACGCCGGUCAUCCUAGGCGAUGGAUUCAUGCCGCCCAGCUCAUGGAAUGGAUUCCUCACCCCCUCAGAUGGCAGCGCGCUGAAUGUGGCUAUGGACCACCACGAGUACCAAAUCUUUGACAACAAAUUCAUCAAAUGGUCACCCGCUCAGCACAUUGACUACGUUUGCACAAAUGCUGACACCUACAAUGGUGCCGACAAGUGGACCUUCGUCGGCGAAUGGACAGGCGCAAUGACAGAUUGCGCGAGGUAUCUCAAUGGCUACGGACGUGGUGCACGAUACGAUGGUACGCUGAACAACGCGCCCAAGAUUGGCAACUGCGGCUGGCAAAACGACAUCAAGCAGUGGUCACAAUCGUACAAGGACGAGACGAGAAAGUACAUUGAGGCGCAAAUCUCAGCUUUCGAAAACAAGACCCAGGGUUGGUUCUGGUGGAACUUCAAGACGGAGAGCGCAGCUGAAUGGGACGCCUUCGACCUAAUCGACGCUGGCGUGUUUCCUGCGAUCAAAAAUGGCAAAGUAGACUACCAUUUCAAGACCAAGUGCUAG
Plenodomus lingam JN3 is the source of this 1680-nucleotide messenger RNA. The record is from RefSeq and is a predicted model, not a curated record. NCBI's taxonomy places the organism in Eukaryota, Fungi, Ascomycota, Dothideomycetes, Pleosporales, Leptosphaeriaceae.